This is a messenger RNA of Hevea brasiliensis (rubber tree), 3093 nucleotides long. RefSeq lists its product as uncharacterized. The transcript is spliced from 4 exons. NCBI's taxonomy places the organism in Eukaryota, Viridiplantae, Streptophyta, Magnoliopsida, Malpighiales, Euphorbiaceae. The record is from RefSeq and is a predicted model, not a curated record. Gene Ontology annotation, molecular function: quinone binding; 4 iron, 4 sulfur cluster binding; NAD binding. Gene Ontology annotation, cellular component: membrane.
UUUCACAAGAAGAAAAAGACGAAAACAAGGGAUCUGUUGAAUUUCAAAUAGUAAGUUUCACUAAUAAGAUACGAAGACUUACUUCACAUUUGGAAUUGCAUAGAAAAGACUAUUUAUCUCAGAGAGGUUUGCGAAAAAUUCUAGGAAAACGACAACGACUCCUGUCUUAUUUAGCAAAGAAAAAUAGAGUACGUUAUAAAGAAUUAAUUAUCCUGUUGGAUAUUCGGGAAUCAAAAACUCGUUAAUUUUAAGAGUUUUUUUGAAUUAUUUGAUUUAUUAGAUCUUGAGAUGAACUUCUUUUUGUUUUCAGUAAUUCAUGGACGAAUGGAUCAAGGAAACCCUAUGAAUGUACCAGCUACACGAAAAGACCUUAUGAUAGUUAAUAUGGGUCCCCACCACCCAUCAAUGCAUGGUGUUCUUCGCCUCAUCGUUACUCUAGACGGGGAAGAUGUUAUUGACUGUGAACCAAUAUUAGGUUAUUUACACAGAGGAAUGGAAAAAAUUGCGGAAAAUCGAACAAUUAUACAAUAUUUGCCCUAUGUAACACGUUGGGAUUAUUUGGCUACUAUGUUCACAGAAGCAAUAACAGUAAAUGGUCCAGAACUGUUAGGAAAUAUUCAAGUGCCUAAAAGAGCUGGCUAUAUCAGAAUAAUUAUGUUGGAAUUGAGUCGUAUAGCUUCUCAUUUGUUAUGGCUUGGUCCCUUUAUGGCAGAUAUUGGUGCACAGACUCCUUUCUUCUAUAUUUUUAGAGAAAGAGAGUUAGUAUAUGAUUUAUUCGAAGCUGCCACUGGUAUGAGAAUGAUGCAUAAUUUUUUUCGUAUCGGGGGAGUAGCGUCUGAUCUACCUCAUGGUUGGAUAGAUAAAUGUUUGGAUUUUUGCGAUUAUUUUUUAACAGGAGUUACUGAAUAUCAAAAACUUAUUACGCGAAAUCCUAUUUUUUUAGAACGAGUUGAGGGAGUAGGUAUUGUUGGUACAGAGGAAGCAAAAAAUUGGGGUUUAUCGGGACCAAUGCUACGAGCUUCCGGAGUACAAUGGGAUCUUCGUAAAGUUGAUCAUUAUGAGUGUUACGACGAAUUUGAUUGGGAAAUCCAGUGGCAAAAAGAAGGAGAUUCCUUAGCUCGUUAUUUAGUCCGAAUUGGUGAAAUGAUGGAAUCUAUAAAAAUUAUUCAACAGGCUCUGGAAGGAAUUCCGGGGGGGCCCUAUGAGAAUUUAGAAAUCCGACGUUUUGAUAGAGAAAGGGAUUCGGAAUGGAACGAUUUCGAAUAUCGAUUCAUUAGUAAAAAAACUUCUCCUACUUUUGAAUUACCGAAACAAGAACUUUAUGUGAGAGUCGAAGCCCCAAAAGGAGAAUUGGGAAUUUUUCUGAUAGGAGAUCAGAGCGGUUUUCCUUGGAGAUGGAAAAUUCGUCCGCCGGGUUUUAUCAAUUUGCAAAUUCUUCCUGAAUUAGUUAAAAGAAUGAAAUUGGCCGAUAUUAUGACAAUACUAGAAAUACAAGCUAUCAAUUCUUUUUCUAGAUUAGAAUCCUUAAACGAGGUCUAUGGAAUUAUAUGGGUGUUUGUCCCGAUUUUUAUUCUUGUAUUGGGAAUCACGAUAGGCAUACUAGUAAUUGUAUGGUUAGAAAGAGAAAUAUCUGCAGGGAUACAACAACGUAUUGGACCUGAAUAUGCCGGUCCUUUAGGAGUUCUUCAAGCUCUAGCGGAUGGGACAAAACUACUUUUCAAAGAGAAUCUUUUUCCAUCUAGGGGGGAUAUUCGUUUAUUCAGUAUCGGACCAUCCAUAGCAGUCAUAUCAACUCUAUUAAGCUAUUCGGUAAUUCCUUUUGGCUAUCACCUUGUUUUAACUGAUCUAAAUAUUGGUGUUUUUUUAUGGAUUGCCAUUUCAAGUAUUGCUCCCAUCGGACUUCUUAUGUCAGGAUAUGGAUCAAAUAAUAAAUAUUCCUUUUUGGGUGGUUUACGAGCUGCUGCUCAAUCGAUUAGUUAUGAAAUACCAUUAACUCUUUGUGUGUUAUCCAUAUCUCUACGUUGAUGUUAUCACCGACUAUGAUUAUCUAAUAGUUCAAGUACAGUUGAUAUAGUUGAGGCACAAUCAAAAUCUGGUUUUUGGGGGUGGAAUUUGUGGCGUCAACCUAUAGGAUUUAUCAUUUUUUUUAUUUCUUCUCUAGCAGAAUGUGAGAGAUUGCCUUUUGAUUUACCAGAAGCAGAAGAAGAAUUAGUAGCAGGUUAUCAAACCGAAUAUUCGGGCAUCAAAUUUGGUUUAUUUUAUAUUGCUUCCUAUCUAAACUUAUUAGUUUCUUCAUUAUUUGUAACAGUUCUUUACUUGGGCGGUUGGAAUAUCUCUAUUCCGUAUAUAUUCGUUCCUGAGCUUUUUGAAAUAAAAAAAAUAGGCGGAGUCUUUGGAACAACAAUUGGUAUCUUUAUUACAUUGGUUAAAACUUAUUUGUUCUUGUUCAUUCCUAUCACAACAAGAUGGACUUUACCUAGACUAAGAAUGGACCAACUUUUAAAUCUUGGAUGGAAAUUUCUUUUACCUAUUUCUCUCGAGAAAAAAACAAACAUAAAAUUAUUCAUAAAUAUUUACGAUAUGUUUCCCAUGGUAACUGGGUUCAUGAAUUAUGGGCAACAAACCAUACGAGCUGCAAGGUACAUUGGUCAAGGUUUUAUGAUUACCUUAUCUCAUGCAAAUCGUUUACCUGUAACUAUUCAAUAUCCUUAUGAAAAAUUAAUCACAUCGGAGCGUUUCCGCGGUCGAAUUCAUUUUGAAUUUGAUAAAUGCAUUGCUUGUGAAGUAUGUGUUCGUGUAUGUCCUAUAGAUCUACCUGUUGUUGAUUGGAAAUUGGAAACUGACAUUCGAAAGAAACGGUUGCUUAAUUACAGUAUUGAUUUCGGAAUCUGUAUAUUUUGUGGCAACUGUGUUGAGUAUUGUCCGACAAAUUGUUUAUCGAUGACUGAAGAAUAUGAGCUUUCUACUUAUGAUCGUCACGAAUUGAAUUAUAAUCAAAUUGCUUUAGGUCGUUUACCAAUGUCAGUAGUUGACGAUUAUACAAUUCGAACAAUUUUGAAUUCAACUCAAAAAAAAAUAGGUAAACCACUUUGA